AUGGAGGUUGAGCACAUUCUCCAACAACAGGGGCUCACCCAUCAUGUCCUCCGCCUUCGGGACACGCGAGAUGGGAUACUUGCUAUUUGCGGAACCCCGCUCUCUGCAAGAGUUGUCACACGAUGUUUACAGCGCGAGUGCGACAGCGGCAUCGACGUACGACCGGUACAAGAUGCUGACCGAAAACGACAUGAACGCCUGACUGUGGAUGGCUCUAGCAUCGAGAUCACUGUGCAGCUUCCGACAAAGAUUCUAUACGCGGGCUACUCAAAUCAGAGUCUAGCAGAACAAGGAAAAGCUUAUAUCGAAUCGCAAAUCCUUAUUCGUGGGCAUCGGCCUCGGGCAGCGGAGCACCACCGUAUUCCGGCGGUCAGGAAUAAAACUCUGAUCAUCACGGGCCUACCUCACAAUGUCACGGAGGACGAAAAGCGAACGCUGGGUGCUGAGGAGUACAUGCAUCAGCGCCCGAACUAUGUGUCCAGCCCAAGGAAGGUCAGAUCACAGCUGUCAGGCUAUCUGGCCCAUAAUUUCGAAGGAUUCCUCUCGCUCGAACUUCAGCCUGAACCCUUCAUAGGCGGGAUGGCUACCUUGUUUGCAUCAUUCUCCUCCUCUGACGAAGCGACAAGGGCGAAUGCUGUUCUCGACGGUAGCCGUCCUCAGGCAACUGGAUAUACCCAAAUCACCACACGCCUGGUAUGCCGCCUCUGGCUACGUAUCAGUCAUGCGGAGUACAGUCGUCACAAAGAGGGUAUCGACCGUCUAGUCUCAGCCGCGCACCAGACGGGUGCAGUCCUCAUCACUGUGGUGCCAAAGCCACGUGAGAGGGCGGUGCUUCUUUACAUGCAGGGCACGCGGCUCGAGGAUAUUGCGGACCAGAAGCAGGAACUGGACAAGAUUGUUCGCGGAGAUGUCGUCCGUAGCGAUGGACGCGCAUUGUGGGACACAUUCUUCCGAUAUCCCAUGGGGAAAGCCUUCCUAAAAGACCUGGAGCGCAGCUACCCUGGCCUCGUUGUGACUGCCGAUGCGUGCAGGAGAGAGCUUCGAGUGGCCGGGCCCCGCGCUCUCCGACACUAUGGCGCGAGAGAUCUGGCGGCUAAGAUCGAUUCGUUGAAGGCCGAGCAGGCUCAUCUGAUCCCGCUCAAGGCUAUCCCAUCGAAGUGUUAUAUCGACGACGUCGUCCUGCCCAUCAACAGGGCUUAUGGUCCGGGCCAUGUGACACUCGACAUGAAGGGCCGCAAGCUACUUGUCCGUGGAGACAUCCACGUGCAGAACAAGGUAGCAGUCGCGGCCAGUCUUGUCUGGAGGAAGUACGGCCAGAGCGGUACAUCAUCGGGCUGGAACACGUGUCCGGUUUGCCUCUCUCCCCCUGCAGAUCCGGUCACUUUGGAAUCGCAGUGUGGGCAUAUUUGGUGCAGCGAGUGCAUGAAACUCUACCUGCUCUCCUCUCACGAGAGGCACGCUUUCCCUAUAACUUGCCUUGGAGAUGGCGGGAGCUGCGCCGCGCCGAUAUCCGUCCGAGACGCUCUGCGAGUGCUCUCGGAGCAGGAGCUUCUGGGCAUCGUGGAGGUCGCCUUCACCACUCAUAUCGCCUCUCGCCCUCGCGAGUUUCACUACUGUCCUACCCCUGACUGCGACCAGGUCUAUCGCAAAGGAUCUGAGCCCAAGGUGGUGCGGUGCCCGUCAUGUCUCCUAAGCAUCUGCCGCCUCUGUGACUCAGAGGCCCAUGGAAUACUGCCUUGCCGUGCUACCGCGGCUGAUGCACAAUUUGAGGAGUGGAUGCAGAAAAAUGGGGCCAAGCGCUGUCCAGGCUGUACUGCACCCAUACAGCGGGACCAGGGGUGCAACCAUGUAACGUGUACGCGCUGCACAACACACAUAUGCUGGGUUUGCAUGGAAACAUUCCCUGGCGGUGACGGAAUCUAUGGACACAUGCGUACGGAGCAUGGGAGCUUUGGUGUGGACGGAUACUAG
Schizophyllum commune H4-8 is the source of this 1971-nucleotide messenger RNA. RefSeq lists its product as uncharacterized. NCBI's taxonomy places the organism in Eukaryota, Fungi, Basidiomycota, Agaricomycetes, Agaricales, Schizophyllaceae. Gene Ontology annotation, cellular component: ubiquitin ligase complex. Gene Ontology annotation, biological process: protein linear polyubiquitination; proteasome-mediated ubiquitin-dependent protein catabolic process. Bases 1 to 1971 code for a protein of 656 amino acids. Gene Ontology annotation, molecular function: ubiquitin binding; zinc ion binding; ubiquitin-protein transferase activity. The transcript has a single exon. The record is from RefSeq and is a predicted model, not a curated record.